AUGCCCUCAAAACGAGAAUCAAGCGAUGCUGCUUGGCAAGGCCGAACAUACCGCUCGACUGCCUCGGCCAAGCAGGUCCGAUUCCCUGCCAGACGCAGCAGAGUCCGGGGCCAAGGCAACGGGGUGCAGAAGCGAGAACGGGCGUCGCUGAAGCAGCAGACUCUCACACAGAUGGCAUUUGUCUCGUCGUUCAGUGACGAGGCUCCGUUCAUGGAUGAUGAUGAUGAUGACAACGACGACGACGACGACGACGACGAGGAGGAGGAUGAUGCGUCUGCCAGGACGGCCUGUGAUGACAACAAGCCAGCUCCGCCUCAGAGAAGCUCCGAAGCAGAUCUGAGAAAGCAGCCUCGAGAUCCCAUCAGACGGUCUACGCGAGGGUCUGGGAGAGGCACAUCGCCCGUCAUUCGGGAUUCUUACGGGACUCAAGACGGCAGCUUCCCCGACGACGUACUGGUUGAAGCUUCCCCACCACAACUUCGACCCUCACAAGGACGGGAUGCUGCAGUGUCUCCCCGCCGCAGAGGAAGGAGAGGGCCGUCAGACGUAGUCAGAGCGUCACCGCGGCGUCGAGCUCACUGGAGUCGAUAUUCAAGGGGCCCAAGGUCGCCAGAGGAGUCUUCCCAAGCAGAAGACACACCGCCAUCGGGGGAUUAUGCCGACGACAGGGAGAUUCCAGAUUCUGACGAAGAGGAUGAGGAUCUCGAGCUGCAGGACGAUGGACCAGUGGUACAACAAGAUACGUUUGCGACGGGUUACGAAACUCAGCUCGUUCUAGAGGAGCUUGCUUCGCUCGAUUCUCCGCAGCUGGAUGGGCAGGAGGCGGCAAAUGAUCAGCUGCCGACAUCAAUAUCACAAUCCUCGGCACUUGCUUCAUCCGCAGGUACCGCUAUCAGCAAACCGGCACUACCGCCCAUAGAGGCCACCGAGGGUCUACCAACACCAGCGGAAACCGCCUCGCAGCUCCCAUCGACUCCGCCAUUUGCAAAGGCCGCAUGUCCAUCACCGGCUCAGGCUGAGCCUAACCGAAGCCAAGUGUGGCCCGAUCAGGCCUUUGAAUCUCAGCGCGUGCCUCUUCACGUCCUCCAAUCUUUUACGCCAGUAUCUGCGCGCACGGAUAUACUCCUCCCCACGCCUCCCAGUGUACUCAUGUCCAUCGUUGAUGGCUCCGAGACAACCCUCCGUCUGACCUAUCGAGUGCCUGAAGAGGUCCGCCGCUUUUGGCUGUUCGACCAUGACAUUCUGCGCUACAUGGCCUGCGUGCAGCCUGGCACGCCUCGUGGCUUUCUGGACUGGGAAUACAGCGUCGAUCAGGUGUAUGAGCUCAAUAACCCAAUCGAGGAACACGACAUGCAAGAAGAGGGAUGGGUAACUGGACAGGUCCGCCGAUAUAUCUACUUGCCCCCGGCGAUCGUGGGACAGCUUCUGUGGAAUCUUAGAUGCGCAACUCUUACCCAUGGUGCAUCACAACCAGGUGAAGAUGACGGCCCUGAGGACGGAGUCAGACAAAGCAGCAGCAACAAUGCAGAUACACAGGACAGUCAUGCGCCUAAAUUCCUUGACAGCAAGCACGGCGCUCGUAUUCCUGCUGCAAUCUCCUCACAACCGGCGAUUUAUUGCGAGCACCGCACGAGUCCUCGAGCUACCGACCCGCCGAGCAGCUUGACCUUUGAAGACUACGGCAGCUCUACAACGACCAUCACACUAAAUGAUGUCGCCGCCCUGGGUUCAUCUCCCCUCUUGACCAAGAGUCAGAUGCUUCCUGACAGUCUCAUCAGCGAUGAUCUGCCAUGA
Trichoderma reesei QM6a is the source of this 1794-nucleotide messenger RNA. RefSeq lists its product as uncharacterized. Bases 1 to 1794 code for a protein of 597 amino acids. NCBI's taxonomy places the organism in Eukaryota, Fungi, Ascomycota, Sordariomycetes, Hypocreales, Hypocreaceae. The record is from RefSeq and is a predicted model, not a curated record. The transcript has a single exon.